ACUUGCGUUAGCAGCAGGGAUCGAAGUCGUUGAUGCUUGCAGCUAUUACAGCAUAAUCAUUUUGUAUGUACCAAGAUCUAUAUAAAGGUAAGUUAGAUUGUCUAUAGGAAUAUCAAGUCCAAAAACCAUUACGGCACCAUCGCAUCAAAUCUAUGCAUCAGCUGAAAUGCUUUUCAAAAUUGCAGAAACAUCUCCCACAGCACUAGGACAUACUUACAAGCAUGAGAAGAGGUACCGAAAAGUACCACAGAUGUCGCAUAAUCCUGUUUCGAAUGAACAUUGUUCUAUAUAUGUGACUAAUUUGACUUCUGAUCAUAGACAUCGUUGACCUCGCAGUGGAUACCGUUAAGUUGUAGCGUCGCUAGAGAAAACAAAAACUGCAAAAUCUAUUGAGUAAAUACUAAGUGAGUAUGUCACAACUAGCAGCCACUAUUGAGUCAACGCACAGCACAAUGCCCGUUGAAAAUCAGACAGAUGCUCUUGCCAUCUCAGAAAAACGAUUCUGCUAAAAGUUUAUUAAAGGAUUCAAGUGCACGAUGCACUAGCAUUCGCUGUGCUAUUCUGUUUAUGAUUUUUUCACUUCUCAAUAUUCUCAAUCAAGAUGCGAUCAUUAUUUUCGUUUGUUCUGACCAUAGCUUUCAUCGUUGAAUCCGUUCACGGUAACGACUGUUCUAAAUUUUCACUAAUGAAGCUUGCAUUUAGCAAGAACCUUGCUGGUUGUACAUCUGAUACUGGUUUGAGCUUAUCGACUAUUUCGGCUCUAACGACGGAUCAGAUCAAGGAGAUUUGUAAUAGCUCUUGUUGUAUGGCAUUUAUGGAUGACAUAGCAUCAGCAAACCUUGGUGAUUGCACUAUUCCAGGAAAGAACGUCUCAGUGCAGAGUGACAUCCUUGAUCAGGUGGCGAUAUUGUGUCGCGAUAACAACUAAGCAAGAUGAUAAAGAUAUAUGCGCUUGAAAUUAUUCGGUGUUUUUAGAUAAGAAAAGGAAGUUCUUUCACUUGAUGUUGGAAGCCUUUCAAUUUUCGCAUUAACUUAUCAAUAUAACUUUGAAAGAUACUUUUUUAAAU
Molecule: messenger RNA, 1067 nt
Organism: Plasmopara halstedii
Lineage: Eukaryota; Oomycota; Peronosporomycetes; Peronosporales; Peronosporaceae
Product: Elicitin
Exons: 1
Coding region: 602-928 (108 amino acids)
Cellular component (GO): extracellular region
Source: RefSeq, a predicted model, not a curated record